AAAGAUGGAGGAAGCCAUUUCUUGGCUCUGAAGUUCUCUGUAUCACUCUCUUCCAACGUUGGAAAGCCUCACCGUCCGUAUAUGGGGAGGGUUAAGUUGAAGAUAAAGAGAUUAGAGAGCACGAGCAACCGGCAAGUGACCUAUUCAAAAAGAAGGAAUGGCAUCUUGAAGAAAGCCAAAGAAUUAUCGAUUUUAUGCGAUAUCGACCUUAUCCUUCUAAUGUUUUCUCCAACGGGAAAGCCAACAUUAUUCCGUGGAGAGCGCAGCAAUAUUGAAGAGGUUAUUGCAAAAUUUGCUCAACUGACGCCACAAGAAAGGACAAAAAGGAAGUUGGAGAGCCUUGAAGCAUUGAAGAAAACCUUUAAGAAGUUGGAUCAUGAUGUAAAUAUACAAGACUUUCUGGGGUCGAGCUCUCAAUCAGUUGAGGAAUUAUCCAACCAAGUAAGGAUGUUGCAAGCUCAACUUACAGAAAUGCAUAAGAGACUGAGCUGUUGGAGUAAUCCUGACAAGAUUGACAACAUUGAACAUCUUAGGCAGAUGGAAGACUCACUAAGGGAAUCACUUAACCGAAUUCAAAUUCAAAAGGAAAAUUUUGCAAAGCACCCUCUUAUGUCACUGGAAUGCACUAGCCAGUUCCAGAAUGGGAUGCAUUUGCCUUUGAUGAUGGGUGGUAUGCAAGAAGCCCCACUAUCGUGGCUUCCCGAUAAUGAGAAUCAACAUAUGCUAUUAACAGGGGACCCAAACUUUUUACCUCAAAGAGAUGUGGAGUGCUCCACUGAUCAUUCCCUUCCAACGUACUCUGGUUACUUCGGUCCUGGCAAAGCGGAGAUUGAGAAUACUAGACACGUCGAUAACCCACGACAGGAAGGUGGUGCCUUGCAUGGGUUAGAUAGCACUGCAUGCUUGAGACUACAACUCAAUGAGCAAUAUUCAUACCAUCCGUAUAGUGGUCUAGAUUUACAGGAAGCAAAGAAAUUGAGGCCCGAGACAGAGAUGAACUUGCAUGGAAAUCCCUUGGAUUAUCAAAUCAAUAGCAAUUUUCAACUUUCUAGACCUAUCUAUGACAACAUGCAUCAUGCUUGGGUUCCUCCGCCUGAACCUUGUUCCAUUUCCAUGUUCAAUGGCAACUCAUACUCACAGCAACCACAUUAACUUUCACACAUAUUGCCGUUCAUCAUGUCGCUGAGAACGGUAGCUGCAAGACACAAAUCGCUACAAGCAAACAGUUUUGCUUCGACUGGAUAGUUACUGAUGCCUAGUUUCGUUUCGCAUUACUACGAGACGAAGAGCAGACUCAUUUUUGCAUUACCAUAUGAAAGUUAACAACAUAACAGCAGAUUUUGAGCAAUUCUCAUUUGGUUUGUAACUAAACAAAUUGUUAGCUGUAUAUUAUAUAAGGUAUAUAUAUAUCAUACAGGAUUGUAGGUUGUCCAUGAAUUUAGUUUUCUGAUCUCUUUUUCUCAAGAAAGUUUCUUGUAAUGGGCAGGGGACUCCUAUUAGCAGGUUUUGGUUGCCCAUCUGUAAAUCAAACUCUUUUUUAAUAGAAUCCAAUUUCAAAUCA
This is a messenger RNA of Camellia sinensis, 1561 nucleotides long. RefSeq names its product agamous-like MADS-box protein AGL65. The record is from RefSeq and is a predicted model, not a curated record. Gene Ontology annotation, biological process: positive regulation of transcription by RNA polymerase II. Gene Ontology annotation, molecular function: protein dimerization activity; DNA-binding transcription factor activity, RNA polymerase II-specific; cis-regulatory region sequence-specific DNA binding. Lineage: Eukaryota; Viridiplantae; Streptophyta; Magnoliopsida; Ericales; Theaceae.